Messenger RNA from Monoraphidium neglectum, 816 nucleotides. RefSeq lists its product as hypothetical. Gene Ontology annotation, biological process: regulation of transcription by RNA polymerase II. The transcript has a single exon. Gene Ontology annotation, cellular component: nucleus; SWI/SNF complex. The coding region runs from base 1 to 816 and encodes 271 amino acids. NCBI's taxonomy places the organism in Eukaryota, Viridiplantae, Chlorophyta, Chlorophyceae, Sphaeropleales, Selenastraceae. The record is from RefSeq and is a predicted model, not a curated record. Gene Ontology annotation, molecular function: transcription coregulator activity.
AUGGCUGUGCAGGGGCCCGUGCCUGGGGCCACCUCCCCCCGGGAGGUGGUGGUCCCGUAUCUGCGCCCCUCCAUCCCGCAGAUGGCGUGCGUGGAGCCCGUGGGCCAUCCGCUCGCAGCGCAGCCUCAAGUGGGUUCACUCCUGAGCUGGCAGCAGCAGCAGCAGCAGCAGCAGCAGCACCAGCAGCAGCAGCAGCAACUGCUGCCUAUACAACUGCAACAGCUGCAGCUACAACAGUUUCAGCAGCAGCAACAGCAACAGCUGCAGCAACAGCAGCAGCAGCAGCAGCGGCAACAACAGCAGCUGCAGCAGCUGCAGCUGCAGGCCAUGCAGCAGCCGCUCCCCGGCCCUGUGCAAGCCGCCGCCGCCGCCGCUGCGGCCACGCGCGCCCUGGCGUCUCCGCACUCGUGCCCGCGCGCCCCUCUGGCCGCCGCCGCGCCCGCUGACUGCGGCCUGGGCACCGCCGGGAGCGUGGGCCAGCCCUCGUCCCUCUCCGGCGCGCUGGGGUCGCCCCCGGCCGCCCACCUCAGCACGGCUUCUGGCGUCGCCUGUUCAUCUGGAGAGGACACGCCCAUCUCUCACGCCGGCGCCGCUGGCCGGCCGGCGGCGGGCCCGGCCACGGGGUCCGACGGCAACACGGCCGCCACCUCAGCGUCGGGCAGCUUCCACUCCUCGCCGCGCCUUCAGCAGGGCCGCGGUGCGGGCACGGGCGCGGCCCCGCGGCCGAGUCGUGGGACCGGCGGCAGCGGCGGCGGUGGCGCCGGCGUGCGCGUCGGCGGUGCGAUGCUGUCGGCUGCGUUGUGGCCGAUCGGGUGA